AUGGACGAAUCGACCAACUACGGGUCGCCGGUCAAUGCCGCGUCACCCACUAGCAAUGCUCUUCUCGCGCAGCCGCCGCUCGCGCCUGAGACAGGCAGCACCAGGCCGGAUAACUCUGAAGAUAUCCAGAUGGGUGAAGCCGUGAACAAUGAACCCAUUGUCAAGCAAGACAGCGCCACCCCAGCCCCGAUCACAGCUUCGGAUAACCCUCUGGAUGCACCGGAUGGUCCCGCAGCCGAAACUACCAUCUCGCGCGAUGAAGAUGACGCCGAGAUUGGGAAAGAUGCGGGUGAUGAACCCGAUGCCGACGCUGCUGUCACUGGCACCGAAGUAGAAGGACAGGAGGGCAAGACAAAGGAAAGCGUCGAGGCAGCUGCCCGUGAUCAUCUCAUUUCCCAGACCCACGCCAUAAUAUUGCCAAGUUACAGCACUUGGUUCGAUAUGAAUAUGGUACACGAGAUUGAACGUAAGGCCAUGGCCGAAUUCUUCAACAGCCGCAACCGCAGCAAGACCCCUGUCGUUUACAAAGACUACCGCGACUUCAUGAUUAAUACCUAUCGCCUGAACCCCGCGGAAUACUUGACCGUCACUGCUUGCAGACGAAACCUGGCAGGUGAUGUCUGCGCAAUCAUGCGGGUUCACGCCUUUCUCGAGCAAUGGGGCCUCAUCAAUUACCAGGUGGAUGGAGAUCACCGACCCUCUAACAUUGGUCCCCCCUACACAGGCCACUUCAAGGUUAUCUGCGACACGCCCCGUGGCCUGCAAGCCUUUCAGCCUUCGGCCGACCAGGAGGUGACCAAGGGCAAGCAAAGUGUAGACACUGACAACAAGGCCUCGGCUGCACAAGCUGCGAAAGGAGAUUCCAAGCUAGAGGUGAGUCGAAACAUCUACGACGGAGACGCCAAAUCAACCAACCUCAACGCCACGACCGAGGUCAAAACCAACGGGGAGACACCAACCACAAAUGGUGUGUCGGCAAGCAAGGAGGCAUCGACGGGCCCCAUCACGAAGGUCAACUGCCACGCCUGUGCCGUCGACUGCACUCGUCUGUACUACCAUGCUCCAACAAAGGAGGGUAGCGCCAAGGCAAAAUAUGAAAUCUGUCCCAGCUGCUUUCUUGAUGGUCACUUCCCUGGCGAUUCGAGCAAGUCACAAUAUACUCGUGACGGGGACGGUGCGCUUGUCCGCCAUGACAACCCUACGUAUACAACGGUGCCCGAGAGAGAUGCUCCAUGGAGCGAUGCGGAACUUUUGCGACUACUGGAGGCUCUCGAGCGUUACGAUGAAGAAUGGACCGACAUUGCAGAGCACGUCGGCACUCGUACUCGCGAAGAAUGUGCGCUUCAGUUCCUGCAACUCGGUAUUGAGGACAAGUAUCUUGAAUCGGAACUCACCAUUCUUGGGGCUCAUGGUGACAAGCAAAUCCCAUACAACCAGGCCGACAACCCAGUCAUGUCUGUCGUUGGAUUUCUAGCUAGCUUGGCUGACCCAGCCACCACAGCCGCGGCUGCCCACUCUUCCGCCGACGAAAUGAAGCGCCGUCUACGUAAUCGUCUCGAAGGCGGAGAGUCACGGGAGACUGAAGCCUCGAAUGGCAAGGGCAAAGAAAGAGAUGGUGAUGCAAUGGAGGUGGACGUUGAACAGGAAACGACCACUACAACCGUUACCACAACAACCGUCCGCAAAAUGGCAUCGAUACCACUAGCAACAACGGGAGCGCGCGCUGUUGGUCUUGCCACAGAGGAGGAGCGUGAGAUGACGCGACUGGUGUCAGCAGCGGCCAACGUGACGCUGCAGAAGCUGGACCUGAAGCUUAAGUAUUUCAAUGAGAUGGAGGCUCUGCUCCAAGCCGAGCGUCGCGAGCUUGAGAGAGGCCGGCAGCAGUUAUUCCUUGACCGACUCGCAUUCAAGCGAAGAGUCAGAGAGGUUCAGCAGUCGUUCAAGACAGCGGCGGCCACGGUUCCAGGAGCCGAUACUGUGCAGCCAUUGAGCAGUGGUGGCAAGGUGCAGAGCCUGGAAAUUUGA
Messenger RNA from Verticillium dahliae VdLs.17, 2025 nucleotides. RefSeq names its product transcription regulatory protein SWI3. The transcript is spliced from 4 exons. The record is from RefSeq and is a predicted model, not a curated record. Bases 1 to 2025 code for a protein of 674 amino acids. Gene Ontology annotation, molecular function: histone binding; DNA binding. Gene Ontology annotation, cellular component: SWI/SNF complex. Gene Ontology annotation, biological process: positive regulation of DNA-templated transcription. Lineage: Eukaryota; Fungi; Ascomycota; Sordariomycetes; Glomerellales; Plectosphaerellaceae.